AUGGCUGCUUGUAAAUGAAAAUAACAUUUUCUCUUUGUUGAGUGGAACACUUCGUUUGUUGAGUGGAGCACUUUGUUUCUCAGUAUCUGACUCAAAAGCAAAGACCGUUGGCAGCAAGAAAAAGUUGUUAUGUAUGCCUUUUAUACUUCUAAAUGGACAAGAGAGGGCACAUGACAUGAUUGAAUAGACCAUCAGGCUCAUCAAGAUGAUGGAAAGGAAGGUUCGAUUGAAGACAGUCAACCCAUUCAUAACCUGCUACCUAUGCAAAGGAUAUCUCGUUGAUUCAACUACAAUUACAGAAUGCCUACAUACGUUUUGCAAAAGCUGUAUUGUAAAAUAUCUGGAGGAGAAGAACACGUGUCCAAAAUGCGAUGCCGAGAUUCAUCAAAGUUAUCCUCUGAAUUACAUAAGUUUCGACAGGACAAUGCAGGACAUUGUCUACAAACUGGUACCAAAAUUGCAAGAGAAAGAGCAAAAACGGAUGCAAGAUUUUUACAAAAGAAGAGGGCUUCCUGUUCCUAGUAGUGUUGUGAAUGAUGAAAACAGCAAUGAGUGCAAUAAGCCGCUGGGUCAGGAGCAGCAGGAUGACGAGGACCACCACCGCAGUGACGAGCAGGUCAACAUCUGCCUAGAGUGCCGCGCUCCCAACCUCAAGCACCUCAAGAGACGCUACCUACGCAUUUCCUCCCAGGCCACAAUCACUCACCUGAAGAAAUUUGUGGCUCUCAAGAUAUACACCAACAUCAACAGAUUUAAAGAGGUUGACAUACUAUGUAAUGAAGAAAUCCUGGGAAAGGACCACACUUUAAAAUUUGUAGCAGUAACUCGAUGGAGAUCAAAGGACACGCCAUUAUUACUCCACUACAGACAAAGAGUUGCCGACUUGUGACAAAAAA
This is a messenger RNA of Aplysia californica (California sea hare), 896 nucleotides long. RefSeq names its product polycomb group RING finger protein 3. The record is from RefSeq and is a predicted model, not a curated record. Lineage: Eukaryota; Metazoa; Mollusca; Gastropoda; Aplysiida; Aplysiidae. Gene Ontology annotation, biological process: regulation of transcription by RNA polymerase II. Gene Ontology annotation, cellular component: PRC1 complex. Bases 206 to 889 code for a protein of 227 amino acids. The transcript is spliced from 8 exons.